GCCUCCUGUACGGUGGCCGGCAUGGCUCAGUAACUCCCGUGGAGCUGGAGAACCGUGAGGAAGAAGGUAGCUGUACAGUUCAGCAAAGUCCUGAGCUCACCUCCAUUGGCUUCCCGGUCAGACACGCCAAUUGCUUGAACCAAGUAGCAAGGAAAGUCUGCUUCUCUGUGAAGUGAUCAGAUAUAAAACAAAGAAUUGCUUUCCAUGAAGACAGAGCAGAUACAUUGAGGGAAUUGUCACAGAAGAAUAUUACUUAGACAGUAACAGAGGCGGAAUGAUUGGGAACAGUCUCUCUCUGUGCUAUCACAACAAACUAAUCUUAGCACCUAUGGUUCGGGUGGGGACUCUUCCAAUGAGGCUGCUGGCCCUGGAUUAUGGAGCAGACAUCGUUUACUGUGAGGAGCUGAUUGACCUCAAGAUGCUUCAGUGCAAGAGAGUUGUCAAUGAGGUGCUCAGCACAGUGGACUUUGUUGCCCCUGAUGACCGAGUCGUCUUUCGCACCUGUGAAAGAGAGCAGAGCAGGGUGGUUUUCCAGAUGGGGACUUCAGACGCAGAGCGAGCACUUGCUGUGGCCAGGCUUGUAGAAAAUGAUGUAGCUGGUAUUGAUGUCAACAUGGGCUGUCCAAAAGAAUAUUCUACCAAGGGAGGAAUGGGAGCUGCACUGCUGUCAGACCCUGACAAGAUUGAGAAGAUCCUUAGCACUCUCGUUAAAGGAACACGCAGACCUGUGACCUGCAAGAUUCGCAUCCUGCCUUCGCUAGAAGAUACCCUGAGCCUUGUGAAGCGAAUAGAAAAGACUGGCAUUGCCGCCAUCGCAGUUCACGGGAGGAAGCGGGAGGAGCGGCCUCAGCACCCUGUCAGCUGUGAAGUCAUCAAAGCCAUCGCUGAAACCCUCUCCAUUCCUGUCAUAGCCAAUGGAGGAUCUCAUGACCAUAUCCAACAGCAUUUGGACAUAGAGGACUUCCGACAAGCCACAGCGGCCUCUUCAGUGAUGGUGGCCCGAGCGGCCAUGUGGAACCCAUCUAUCUUUCUCAAGGAGGGUCUCCGGCCUCUGGAGGAGGUCAUGCAGAAGUACAUCAGAUAUGCGGUGCAAUAUGACAACCACUAUACCAACACCAAGUACUGCUUGUGCCAGAUGCUACGGGAACAGCUGGAGUCAUCCCAGGGAAGAUUGCUCCAUGCUGCACAGUCUUCCCAGGAAAUCUGUGAGGCCUUUGGCCUUGGUGCCUUCUACAAGGAGAUGACACAGAAGCUGGAUGCCCGGCGGGCUGAGCUCUUGGCCAGAACUCCGGAAGAAACAGAGGAGCCAGCUGAAGAUACCUCUGGUGUCAUUAAGAUGGCUGUCAAGUUUGACCGGAGAGCAUAUGCACCCCAGAUCACCCCCAAGAUGUGCCUGCUGGAGUGGUGCCGGAGGGAGAAGUUGGCACAGCCCACAUAUGAAACAGUUCAACGGCCCCUGGAUCGCCUGUUCUGUUCUGUUGUCACUGUUGCAGAGCAAAAGUACCAGUCUACCUUAUGGGACAAGUCCAAGAAACUGGCGGAGCAAGCCGCGGCCAUCGUCUGUCUGCGGAGCCAGGGCCUGCCUGAGGGUCGGCUGGGUGAAGAGAGCCCCUCCUUGUACAAGCGCAAGCGGGAGGCCUCUGACCAAGACCCUGGGGGCUGUAGAGCUCAGGAGCCAGCACUGCCUGGGGAAAUGUGCAAGAAGCCCUUUGUAGCCUUGGAAAGUGGUCAAGGGAGCCCCCUGGAAGGCUGGUGACUACUGUCCCUGCCCUGGUCAGCCCCUCCCUGGGCCUGGCUCUAAGGUGGCUGUGGCUGCUGGAGCAUAAGCCAGAUACCAUUGGACAGUUUGCUGGCCCAGCCUGUCAGAAGUGAGAGGUGCUGGCCUGGGCCAUCAGCCUGCAACAUGGACCAAGGAGUACCCAGGAUUGGAUUCCUAUCUCCCUUGGUGGGUCUCAGGGGUGGGGCCAAGGUCCUAGCAACCUCAGUGUUUUCUUUGAAGAUGGGUUUUCAGGUGGCACUUCUCCAACCUGACACUGGAACAGUGCAAUAAAGACAACCCCCACCCUCACCUAAGGCUGGCCGCCUCAGCCUUGGGCACCUUCACA
Molecule: messenger RNA, 2105 nt
Organism: Lepus europaeus (European hare)
Lineage: Eukaryota; Metazoa; Chordata; Mammalia; Lagomorpha; Leporidae
Gene: DUS2
Product: dihydrouridine synthase 2
Exons: 18
Coding region: 275-1756 (493 amino acids)
Biological process (GO): tRNA dihydrouridine synthesis
Cellular component (GO): cytoplasm
Molecular function (GO): tRNA binding; tRNA dihydrouridine synthase activity; flavin adenine dinucleotide binding
Source: RefSeq, a predicted model, not a curated record